GGAGGGAGCCUCGGGGACGGAGGAAGGAGCGGUUGGGUAAGGCUCGCAGCCAGCAGCGCUGCCGGGUUUGCGCAACGCGGGCGGGCUGAGCCCGAUGGCGGCGGGCGCGUCCCGUCCCGGGGAGCAAAGUCCCGGCGGAUGCGGGCGCGGGGCCGCGCCGUGCCCAGCAUCCCCUUCCUUCCGCGGGAGCAGGGGUGAGCCCAGCACCGCCUGCACGCAGCUCUUGAGCGGGGCUGGGGAGGCGGGAAGCAGCCACGAGGUACGCGACGUGUCCCGGAGAAAUAAGUUACUCUUGCGGAAAGGAGAAGCCGAUCCGCCCCGCCUGCCUGGAAACCGGCCGCAAACCGGGCCCGGGCCAGCUUUCCCCAGCCCGCCGUCACCAGCCCCGGCUGCACCGCCCCCGGCACCCGGAGCCCCGCACGGUGCGGGGGUAGGAGCCGCCCCGCCCCGCCCCGCCCUGCCCCGGCACAGCCCCGCCGCUCCCCGGCACGGCCCGGUACGGCUCGGCACGGCACGGCACGGCACGAUACAAUACGAUGCGAUGGUGACCCGUCCUCCCCGCGAACCGGCCCCUCCUGGUGCUGAGCGCCAUCAGUAGCCCCGUGCGGGCGGCAGCAUGGGUCUGGGGAGCCCUGCGUGCCUCCUGCUGCUCCUGUCCCUGCUGCGGGCCGGCGCCUGGCAGUGCCCCCGCAUCGCGUUCAGCUCCACCCGGAACUUCUCGGUGCCCUACGCGCUGCCCAGCCUCGAUGCUGACGGCCCCGUGCAGAACAUCGCCGUCUUCCCCGACCCGGCCACCAUCUUCGUGGCCGUCCGCAACCGCAUCCUGGUGGCCGAUCCCGAGCUGCGCCUCCUCUCCGUCCUCGUCACCGGCCCCACGGGCAGUGCCCACUGUGAGAUCUGCCGCCUGUGCCCAGCGGAUGUGGACGCCCCGGGGCCUGAGGAUGUGGACAACGUGCUGCUGCUGCUGGACCCGGUGGAGCCGUGGCUGUACAGCUGCGGCGCGGUGCGGCGCGGGCUCUGCUACCUGCACCAGCUGGAGGUGCGGGGCAGCACGGUCACCAUCGCGUCCACCCGCUGCCUGUACUCCGCCGCAGCCAACAGCCCCGCGUCCUGCCCCGACUGCGUGGCCAGCCCCCUGGGGAGCACCGCCACCGUGGUGGCCGACCGCUACGCCGCCUCCUUCUACCUGGGCUCCACCGUCAACAGCAGCGUGGCGGCACGCUACAGCCCGCGUUCGGUGUCGGUGCGCAGGCUGAAGGGCACCGGGGACGGCUUUGCCGACCCCUUCCAGUCGCUGACGGUGCUGCCGCGCUACCGGGACUCCUACCCCAUCCGCUACGUGCACUCCUUCACCGAUGGGGACCACGUCUACUUGGUGACGGUGCAGCCCGAGUUCCCCGGCUCCGCCACGUUCCACACGCGCCUGGUGCGGCUCAGCGCCCACGAGCCCGACCUGCGGCGCUACCGCGAGAUCGUCCUGGACUGCCGCUACGAGUCCAAGCGGCGGCGGCGGCGUGGGGCCGAGGACGAGACGGAGCGCGACGUGGCCUACAACGUGCUGCAGGCCGCCCACGCCGCCCGGCCUGGCGCUCGCCUGGCCCGCGACCUCGGCAUCGACGGCACCGAGACGGUGCUGUUCGGCGCCUUCGCCGAGAGCCAUCCGGAGAGCCGUGUGCCGCAGGACAACUCGGCCGUGUGCGCCUUCCCCCUGCACCUCCUCGACCAGGCCAUCCGGGAGGGCAUGGACAAGUGCUGCGGCACCGGCACGCAGACGCUGAAGCGGGGGCUCAGCUUCUUCCAGCCGCAGCAGUACUGCCCGCACAGCGUGAACCUCUCGGCGCCAGUGGUCAACACCAGCUGCUGGGACCAGCCCACCCUGGUGCCCGCCGCCUCGCACAAGGUGGACCUGUUCAACGGGCGCCUGUCCGGCAUCCUCCUCACCUCCAUCUUCGUCACCGUCCUCCAGAAUGUCACGGUGGCCCACCUGGGCACGGCGCAGGGACGUGUCCUGCAGAUGGUGCUGCAGCGCUCCAGCUCCUACAUGGUCGCCUUGGCCAAUUUCUCUCUGGGGGAGCCGUGGCCAGUGCAGCACGCCACGGGGCUGCAGGGACACUCGCUGCUCUUUGCUGCUGGCACCAAGGUGUGGCGUGUGAACGUCACCGGCCCCGGCUGCCGCCACUUCUUGACCUGUGACCGCUGCCUGCGUGCCGAGCGCUUCAUGGGCUGCGGCUGGUGCGGGGACGGCUGCACGCGGCACCAUGAGUGUGCAGGCCCCUGGGUGCAGGACAGCUGCCCACCCGUCCUCACUGAUUUCCACCCCAAGAGCGCGCCGCUGCGGGGCCAAACACGAGUGACGCUCUGCGGCAUGACCUUCCACUCCCCGCCGGACCCCGACGCCCGCCGCAGCGCCCCUGGCCGCUACCGGGUGGCGGUGGGAGGGCGAAGCUGCACUGUGCUGCUGGACGAGAGCGAGGGCUACAGGCCGCUGCCCACGUUCCGCCGCAAGGACUUUGUGGACGUGCUGGUGUGCGUGCUGGAGCCGGGGGAGCCGGCGGCGGCGGCGGGGCCGGCCGAUGUGGUGCUCAACGUGACGGAGCCCGCCGGGACCUCGAGCUUCCGUGUCCAGGGAUCCACCACCCUCAGUGGCUUCGUCUUCGUGGAACCCCGCAUCAGCACCCUGCGCCCCAGCUUUGGUCCCCAGGGCGGUGGCACCCUUAUGUCCCUCAAUGGCACCCACCUCUCAGCGGGGAGCAUCUGGCAGGUGACGGUCAACGGCUCUGAGUGUCCUCUGGAUGGGCAGCCCAGCCAGGGCGACGGGGAGAUACGGUGCACGGCUCCUGCUGCCACCAACCUGGGUGCAGCCGCUGUGGCCCUGUGGAUCGAUGGCGAGGAGUUCCUGGCCCCAGUGCCCUUCAAGUACCGCCCCAACCCCUCCGUUUUGGCCAUCGUCCCCAACUGCAGCUAUGGGGGCUCAAUGCUCACCCUCAUCGGCACCCACCUGGACUCAGUGUAUCGCGCCAAGAUCCAAUUUGAAAGCGGCAGGGGCGUGAGGACCGAAGCCACGGAGUGUGAGGGCCCGCAGUCGCCCGACCGGGUGCUGUGCCGCAGCCCGGCCUUCCCCGUUGAGACCAAGCCGGCACCCGGGAACCUGAGCGUGCUGCUGGACGGGGCCGCCGGCCGCUGGCUCUUCCGCCUGCGCUACUUCCCCCCGCCCCAGGUGUUCCCCUUCGGGCAGCAGGGCGAGCGGUACCGCCUCAAACCUGGCGAUGACGAGAUUGAGGUGCAUCAAUUGGGGCUGGACUCCGUGGCCGGAUGCAUGAACAUCACCAUGACGGUGGGGGGCCGGGACUGCCACCCCAACGUGCUGAAGAACGAGGUGACGUGCCGCGUGCCUCGCGACAUGGUCCUGCCCCCGGCAGGGGCCCCCGUGCAGAUCUGCGUGAACGGCGCCUGCCAGGCGCUGGGCUGGGUGCUGGCCACCUCCUCGCUGGACAUGGCUGCCAGCCUGGCCCUGGGCACCGGUGUCACCUUCCUGGUCUGCUGCAUCCUGGCCGCCGUGCUGCUCCGCUGGCGCUGGAGGAAGAGGAGGGGGACAGAAAACCUGGAGCUGCUGGUGCACCCUGUCCGGACCGAGCACCCCAUCAACAUCCAGCGCCCCAACGUUGACUACAGGGAAGUGCAGGCAGUGCUGCCUGUUGCAGACAGCCCCGGCCUGGCCAGGCCCCAUGCACGCUUUGCCGGUGCCGGUGCUGGAGCCAGUGCUGGGAGUGGUGGCUCCCCAGUGCCGCUGCUCAGGUCCACGUCCUGCUGCCUGGAGGACCUGCGGCCAGAGCUGCUGGAGGAGGUGAAGGACAUCCUCAUCCCCGAGCAGCGGCUCAUCACCCACCGCAGCCGCGUCAUCGGCAGAGGGCACUUCGGCAGCGUGUACCAUGGCACCUACAUGGACCCGCUGCUGGGCGAGCUGCACUGUGCCGUCAAGUCCCUGCACCGUAUCACAGACCUGGAGGAGGUGGAGGAAUUCCUGCGCGAGGGCAUCCUGAUGAAGAGUUUCCACCACCCGCAGGUGCUCUCACUGCUGGGGGUCUGCCUGCCCCGCCACGGGCUGCCCCUCGUCGUCCUGCCCUACAUGCGCCAUGGGGACCUGCGCCACUUCAUCCGCACGCAGGAGCGGAACCCUACGGUGAAGGAGCUGAUCGGCUUCGGGCUCCAGGUGGCCUUGGGCAUGGAAUACCUCGCCCAGAAAAAAUUUGUGCACCGGGACUUGGCGGCCAGGAACUGCAUGCUGGACGAGACGCUGACGGUGAAGGUGGCUGACUUCGGGCUGGCGCGGGAUGUGUUUGGCAAGGAGUACUACAGCAUCCGGCAGCACCGGCACGCCAAGCUGCCCGUCAAGUGGAUGGCGCUGGAGAGCCUACAGACCCAAAAAUUCACUACCAAGUCAGAUGUGUGGUCCUUCGGGGUGCUCAUGUGGGAGCUGCUGACGCGGGGUGCAUCGCCGUACCCUGAGGUGGACCCCUACGACAUGGCCCGCUACCUGCUGCGGGGACGGCGCCUGCCGCAGCCCCAGCCCUGCCCCGACACGCUGUACGAGGUGAUGCUGAGCUGCUGGGCACCCACCCCCGAGGAGCGGCCGUCCUUCUCGGGGCUGGUGUGCGAGCUGGAGCGCGUGCUGGCCUCACUGGAGGGUGAGCGCUACGUCAACCUGGCCGUCACCUACGUCAACCUGGAGCGUGGCCCCCCUUUCCCCGCCGCCCCCCGGGGACAGCUGCCCGACAGUGAGGAUGAAGAGGACGAGGAGGAUGAAGAGGAAGAGGAGGAUGAAGAGGAUGAGGACGCGGCUGUGCACUGAUGGGGUGCUCUGCACCGUGGGUGCACGCCCCCAAGGAGGGCUGUGGGGCACGGCUUGGUGCCGUGGGGCACCCACCCUAUGGGCUGGGUGCUGUGGGUGCUGUCCCAUGCCAUGCACUGGGACUGUGCCAUGUCCCAUGGGGUCCCCCCCCUUGGCCCCACGCUGGCCGGGUGCUGUGGGGCUCGUCCUGCACCAGUGGGAUGCUGUGGGCCCCGUGAUCAGCUCCAGCGUGUGCUAUGGGGAACCCUGAGCUGACCACGUGUCCCAGGGGGUUUCGGGGCCUCGCUGGGAAAUUCAGCAUUUUGCGGUUGAAUCACUGAUAAAAACCAAAUGUUAUUUUUCA
Numida meleagris (helmeted guineafowl) is the source of this 5192-nucleotide messenger RNA. RefSeq names its product macrophage stimulating 1 receptor (gene MST1R). The transcript has 22 exons. Gene Ontology annotation, biological process: nervous system development; phagocytosis; positive regulation of kinase activity. NCBI's taxonomy places the organism in Eukaryota, Metazoa, Chordata, Aves, Galliformes, Numididae. Gene Ontology annotation, cellular component: membrane; signaling receptor complex. The record is from RefSeq and is a predicted model, not a curated record. Gene Ontology annotation, molecular function: transmembrane receptor protein tyrosine kinase activity; ATP binding; protein binding. The coding region runs from base 617 to 4849 and encodes 1410 amino acids.